CAUUUGAAGCUGCAUCACAACAAUUCCCGAAAAUUCCUGAAAAAAACCAAAAUUUUAGCAGAAAAUCAUCAAAUUUAGAGGAAAAAAUGUCAACAAAACCGAAUGUGAGUCUCGAUGCUCGCAGCGAACUAGCGGAACUGAUAAAAAGGAAGGCGGAAAUUACGGAGACUUUGGCGAAUCUGGAACGACAAAUUUACGCAUUUGAAGGUUCCUACUUGGAAGACACCCAAUUGUAUGGGAAUAUCAUUCGCGGGUGGGAUCGUUAUUUGACCUCUAAUAAAAUCACGUCGAAAACUGACAAAAGAAAUCGCAAGUUCAAGGAUGCCGAACGGUUGUUCUCGAAAAGUUCAAUCACAUCGAUGGCGGCGGUAAGUGGGUUACUUGACAUCAACGAUCAGAAAAGUGAGAAGAGUGACGCUGAAUAUAAUACGAAUGAGGAUUCAAAUGAUCAAACGCUGGUUGGAAGUUACAGCAAUAACGAUUCUCUCAUGAAUACGACUCUGAAACAGGAGAAAGAUAGCAAUCAUGAUUCCAGUAUUUUAGGUUUAAAUGACACAAAGCCAAGCACUCCAAAUCGCGAUCUGUCGUCGCCGAGUGUCGGCAUGAAACACAAGCUCAACAGCAGUACGGGUUCAACAUCAUCUGCCAAGAAGGGAAAUGCCAACAAAAAAGCUCGCCAUCGUUAAGGACACU
Culicoides brevitarsis is the source of this 693-nucleotide messenger RNA. RefSeq names its product chromatin modification-related protein MEAF6 (gene Eaf6). The transcript is spliced from 4 exons. The record is from RefSeq and is a predicted model, not a curated record. Bases 87 to 686 code for a protein of 199 amino acids. Gene Ontology annotation, cellular component: NuA4 histone acetyltransferase complex. NCBI's taxonomy places the organism in Eukaryota, Metazoa, Arthropoda, Insecta, Diptera, Ceratopogonidae.